AUGGCAGGAGGUGGUGGUCCGUCCUCUGGCACCGUUGAGCCACCGCUAAGCCAGGCCUACGGCUAUGGCAUUGUCGUGGGGCUUGGCUUUCUCUUUGCUCUCGGCAUGAUUCUGACAACCUGGAUUUUGAAAAGAUAUAACAACGAGAAGCAGACCUCUGAAAUGUUCAACACGGCCGGGAGAACCGUCAAGUCCGGCCUCGUGGCCUCCGCUGUUGUUUCAAGCUGGACCUGGGCAGCAACUCUUCUGCAGUCUUCGGGUGUUGCUUACAAGUAUGGUGUCUCGGGUCCCUUUUGGUACGCCUCAGGAGCUACCGUGCAGAUUAUCCUUUUCGCUACCUUAGCUAUCGAACUCAAGCGAAGGGCGCCAAAUGCGCACACAUUCCUGGAGGUCAUCAGAGCCCGAUAUGGUCGCUUAACCCACUGUGUUUAUAUUUGUUUCGGUCUAUUCACAAAUAUCCUCGUUACGGCAAUGCUCUUGACCGGCGGCUCUGCUGUGGUCACCUCCCUCACUGGCAUGCACACUGCUGCUGCUUGCUUCCUGCUUCCACUUGGUGUUGUCAUAUACACUAUGUUUGGGGGGAUCAAAGCAACAUUUCUCACAGAUCAUGUACACACUGUUGUUAUCCUCGUCAUCAUUCUUAUUUUCGCUCUCAGCGCAUAUGCAACUGGUACAGAACUCGGUUCCCCCUCCGAGGUUUAUCAUAGGCUUGUAGAAGCCGCGUCUACUCACCCAGUCGAGGGCAAUGCCGAGGGGUCUUACCUAACGAUGAGAUCAAAGGAAGGCAUCAUCUUUUUUGUUAUUAAUAUUGUUGGAAAUUUUGGAACUGUCUUUAUGGACAACGGGUACUACAACAAGGCUAUUGCGGCUCAUCCUGUUGCUGCACUCCCCGGAUACAUCAUAGGCGGUCUUUCUUGGUUCGCUAUCCCAUGGCUCUGUGCAACAACGAUGGGUCUCAGUGCCUUGGCUCUUGAGAGCAGUCCGUCUUUCCCAACCUAUCCCAAUCGGAUGGAUACUGCAGAUGUAUCCGCUGGUCUUGUUCUUCCAUAUGCAGCCGUUGGGCUUCUUGGAAAGUCAGGUGCUGUUUGCACCCUUAUUAUGAUUUUCAUGGCCGUUACUUCAGCUGCUUCAGCUCAACUAAUUGCUGUUUCAUCCAUUUUCACUUAUGAUAUCUACAACACCUAUAUCAAUCCCUCUGCAUCUGGCAAGCGUUUGAUUGCAAUGUCGCAUAGUUCAGUCAUUGCAUAUGGUAUUAUUAUGGCCGGCUUCAGCGUGGGGCUGUAUUACGCAGGUAUUAGUAUGGGAUGGCUCUAUCUCUGGAUGGGAGUUAUGAUAUCUGCCGCUGUGUUACCCGCUGCACUCACCUUACUUUGGAGCCGCCAGAACUGGAUUGCAGCAGCAUUUUCGCCAGUUCUGGGGCUCUGCUGUGCCCUGAUCGCUUGGACAGUUACGUGCUCUAAAGAAUUCGACGGAGUCCUGAAUGUGGAAACCCUCGGCUCUAAUAACCCCAUGCUGGCCGGCAAUGUUGUGGCUCUUCUUAGCCCUGUUAUUUUUAUCCCCAUACUUACCUUUGGCUUUGGAGCUGAUAGGUACAACUGGGCAUCUAUGGCUGCUAUCAAACAGAGUGAUGACGGCGCUGCCUCCAGUGGGACUGCAGAAGAUACAGAGAACGGCGAUCAAACGGCCCCUAAUUUCACCCUUACCGUUCCCGAGGAGGACAAGGCCAAGCUCAACAAGGCGUCCAAAAUCGCCAAGGUCAUGACGGCAUUUAUGACCGUAGCAUUUCUGGUUCUAUGGCCUAUGCCAAUGUAUGGCUCCUCCUAUGUUUUCUCCGAGGCCUUCUUCACGGGCUGGGUGACAGUAGGAAUCAUAUGGCUGUUUGCUAGUGCAUGCGCUGUUGGUCUAUUUCCACUUUGGGAGGGAAGGCAUAGUAUGCUUCGUGUGGCCCGAGGUAUGCUGGGCAAGGGAUCCAAUAUUCCAGUCAUCGAAGAGCAGGUCGAAAAAGAGAUUGAGGGCGAAGAAGACCUGAGCAAGGAGAAGAACGAGGCUAGGGAGGGCUAA
Clonostachys rhizophaga is the source of this 2061-nucleotide messenger RNA. NCBI's taxonomy places the organism in Eukaryota, Fungi, Ascomycota, Sordariomycetes, Hypocreales, Bionectriaceae. The record is from the annotation of a GenBank genome assembly.